CCUGAGGUUGGGUCCAUCGCCGAGGGCUGCUAACUGUGACGAAGCCUAGAUCUUGGCAUUGUCCGUUCUGAGGACACAUACUAGUUUUCCACUGAAGCAAAAGAGCUAAGCAAAUUUGCCGGCCAAGGUUCUUGAGCGCAAAUUGGGUCCACACACGACAGCGAUUAGGGGAUUGCCACAGUAACAGGACUUUCAAUUACAGCAUCUUGAGUAUCUUGAUAUACAUUUACGCAAACUGAUUCACGAAAUAAAUCUAUAAUUCCAGGAUCGCUGAUGCUGGCCUGAUACUACCUGAAUCGCCCUUAUCACGCGACCUGCAGCCAGCGCAUAGCAAACACCAUGCUUGCAUAUGGCAGCAGUGUUGCGGCACCAAGGAAUGCUUUGCCUGGCCAUCAGCUCGCGGCGCUACCUCGACUGGCGUAUGCUGGCGUGUGUAGGAGCCGACUUUCGGCCGGCCAAUUCUCGCAUCUAACUCCAGUACACCCUGUGCCGUCAACAUGCCGGAAUAUCAAAAUACCAAUAGCCGCAUCGGCUGCUGCAGCCACUCUUUACACGUCAGAAUUGCAGCCAUGCACGACGCAGCAGCAGCAACAACAACUCGGGAUCUUUGAGGCCUUGCGGAGAUGCCGGGCCGUCUUUAGCUGCUUGGCCUUUUGCGCAGUAUAUGCGCUUCUAUCCUGGGGCUCGGCGCCGGGAGCACCUUUUGCGUCGGCUGCGUUGACAUUGGGACCUGAUGCGCAAUCGACGGGCAUCACCAGUGCCGCCAAGUCCGCCUGGGCGGGGCUGGCAGCGGGCUUCCUGCACACGCUGUGCGGACCCGACCACCUGGCGGCCCUCACCCCUCUCACCAUCGGCCGUCCCCGCUGGGCCGCCUCCGCGCUGGGGGCGCUGUGGGGCUUCGGACACUCAACCGGACAGCUCAUACUUGGGCUGGUGUUUGUCGUACUCAAGGAGCGCUUCCACGACCUGGUCCCUCUGCUGUCCAAGUGGGCGGGGGUGGUGGUGCCGCUCACCCUCAUCGCCAUCGGCCUCAUGGGGGUGUACGAGAGCUGCUUCGAGGGACCCACGGGUCACCAGGCGGCGGAGCAGGAGGCGGAGGCGGUGGGGCUGGCGGUGGCAGGAGGCGGCUCCAUCGCCGCCUCCGUCCCCGCCGCCUCCUCCCCCUCCCUAACCGCCGGCCUCAGAUCCGGUCUGGGCACCUACGCUACGGGAAUCGUGUACGGCCUGCAACCAGAUGCGCUGUUCGUUGUCGUACCGGCGCUAGCGCUCCCCACCAAGCUAGCUGCGUUGUCGUACUGCAGCAGCUUCGUGGUGGGGACAGUGGCGGCCAUGGGAGGAUACACACUGGUCAUUGGCACCACCUCCCAGGCCCUCAUUCGCGAGCAGCCCUGGUUGCAGCGGCACCUCUCCACGCUGGCCUCGGGGGUGGCCAUUGUGGUGGGGCUGGUCAUGCUGGCGGGCGGGCUGGGGCUGCAGCUGCCGGGGCUGGGGUGAGGAGGGGGGG
Molecule: messenger RNA, 1504 nt
Organism: Astrephomene gubernaculifera
Lineage: Eukaryota; Viridiplantae; Chlorophyta; Chlorophyceae; Chlamydomonadales; Astrephomenaceae
Source: the annotation of a GenBank genome assembly